Molecule: messenger RNA, 1315 nt
Organism: Saccostrea cuccullata (small rock oyster)
Lineage: Eukaryota; Metazoa; Mollusca; Bivalvia; Ostreida; Ostreidae
Product: protein unc-79 homolog
Exons: 10
Coding region: 124-1314 (396 amino acids)
Molecular function (GO): protein binding
Source: RefSeq, a predicted model, not a curated record
UUUCCCUUGGUCAAUUCUGAGAGGUAGUAAUGAGAUGAUGAAAAGUGUAAAUUUGAGCUUCUACAAGUUUGAGGAAUAUGAUGUUUUAACUUAGAUAAGUUAAGUGGAUAAAAAGAACUGAAAAUGACAACCCGUGCAGCAACAUUCAAUUCAAAGAUCAAGAAUCUAAAGGACUAUAGAUUUCGGAUUUUAAACAACUUGACCCCACAGCCCACUGGGAUUGAAAUCGAAAACACACUGAAGUACUUUUCCCAGACUUUAAGAAGUGUAUUGAAGGAUGUCCCCAACAUUCCAGCAGAGAGCUAUGGGCCACGACAGAGGGACAGUGUGCGGCAGUCGGUUUUUCCUAAUCUGAACUACACAGGGUUGUAUUAUGCCAUCCUGAAUAUGAUUGACAUUGUACCUACAAUGCAGAUGAAACAGAUAGAAAUAGGGGAGUAUGUUCUUAAGGUUCUGGGAUGCCUUGUUCCAUUUUUGGAGCACGAUCUACUGGAUUCUCUACCUUACACAGUGGCUUCAACGUUAGCAAUAUUUCCUCCUACAUUACACAAGGACACCAUUGAUCUGCUUUGUAGCAACAUGCUGCCAAUGACUCUGGGUUAUGAUGGCUGCUUUGAACCUUCCUAUGCCAGCGAGUCAGCUGCUGCCAUUAUAACGAUGGUUCUCCAGCAUACAGACAAUGGUUCAUUCCACUCACAGAUUUUAGAAUGUUUUAUGAGCAUUAAAAGAGACCUUAUUAAGGACAUCCUUAGUAUUGUGGCCUAUGGACCUUUCACUGCCAGAGCACCUGCUGCCAAUCUGUUGUUUUAUUACUGGCCUCAGCUUAAUCCUGCUCUGACAGAUAGAAGAGGAAUCCACUACAAGUACACAGCUUGGCCUCCAGUACUCUGUCAGAGACAAGGUUGUGUUAACUCAGGGAACUGUCAGGCUGUCAAGAUGUGUUUAAACCCUGCCCUGGCCAUUCACUCUGGAGACAAGCCCCCUCCCCUGUAUAUCUGUAGUGACUGCGCUGAUGAACUGAGAAAGGAACACAGUGAAUACAUCACGGAUAUUCUACUGCCAAUGUCACAUGUAUCAACUGUCUGUGAAAAUAAGAACUGCAGAUCUGAAGACAAUCUUGCUGUUUGUACAUGUUUCUCUAUUGAGUGUGCCAGCUACAAUGGCAAUCGACCAAUCAGAUACUGUGAGUACUGUGACAGCCAGCGCCACCAUGGACAGAAAGGAGAGCUCCACAUCUACCACCGCAGUAUUCCAGAAAUAUGGGACUGUAACAUGGAGGUCCAGAGGUACCUUACUGAUGGCAUUGUCAGGUAAG